Molecule: messenger RNA, 1974 nt
Organism: Schistocerca gregaria
Lineage: Eukaryota; Metazoa; Arthropoda; Insecta; Orthoptera; Acrididae
Product: arrestin domain-containing protein 1-like
Exons: 7
Coding region: 174-1289 (371 amino acids)
Biological process (GO): protein transport
Cellular component (GO): cytoplasm
Source: RefSeq, a predicted model, not a curated record
UCAGUGAUGUUUUGAAUAACCGCGCCUUAACAAUCGGUAGGGGCGGCGAGAGUCGGAGAGUUAGGUGAAACGUGAUUGGGGAACCCUUCAGGUGGUAGGGCGCUCCAGUCGAGUAGCACUUCGCUGCGUAUGUUUAAUCUUGCGAGACACUCAGAUCUGAUUUAUUUGAGAAGAUGCAGAACUCUAAACUCCAGAUAUCGUUAUCGAACGCUUCGAAAAUAUACUUUCCAGGGCAAGUUGUACGCGGUGAAGUGGAGCUAUACUUAAAUGAACCGCUGAGCUUCUCAGUCAUUAUAACAUCUAUUUCUGGAAUUGCCACCAUUAAAACACAUGGUACAGAAGGUAGCCCUCAACGGAAUAAACGAGUUCGAGUAUACUUUGAAAAGGUUUUCCAGUUCUGCAGCCUCUCUGAUGGAGUAAACAAUAAAAAUCCACUUUGGAAUGAAGGAUCACAUAAAUAUAAUUUUACAUACAAGCUUCCAAAAGGCAUCCCAUCCUCAUUUGAAUCUCCUGAUGGCCAUGUGAGGUACAAAAUUUGUGCCUUUGUUGAUGCUGCCGAGACACAGAACCAAAACUUGACAGAUAUGAGAUUCUUUUGUGUCAACAGUGUCUUAAAUUUAAAUGGAAUCAACAAAAUAUCGAGCCCAAAAACAGUUUUCAAACAUGACGAACUGUCUUGUUUAUGUAUACGUUUUCGAACUGUUUCUGUGGUUCUUAGUCUAAUGAAAAGAGGCUUCGUGCCUGGAGAAAAUAUUGUAAUAAAUGCAGUUGUUUAUAAUGGAACUAGCAGUGUAAUUCCACGUGUUGAAGCUAAACUGGUACAGAGAGUGAAAUAUAAUUUCAAGAAUUAUUCAACUGAACUGAAGGGCACAGUAGCAGAAAUUGUUAGAGGGCCAGUUAUGCCCUCUGAAUCCCAAAUAUGGCGAAAUGAGAAACUUCUUAUUCCACCAGUUGUAACUUCUCAGUUGCUGUGUGGGAACCUCAUUAAUGUUGAUUACAAGAUGUGUUUCACAGCAGUCCAAGUGUCUCAAGUGGAAAAUGUUGCUAUAAAGAUUCCUGUCAUUAUUGGAAAUGUUCCUUUGCUGAAUGAUGCAAAAUCCUUUAAUACAGGAUCAGGUGAUCCACCUAUGGCUGUUCAUAGUUUGCCAAUGCCAAAUAACGAGCCUUGCCACUUUGGUCCCUACAACAUUGUUGAUUACUGUGGUCCACUCAAGUAUUCAACAAAUUAUAUUCCAAAAUAUUCCACUUAUUCUAUGGCGAAUGUCUGCUAUGAAGAAACUCCUGUCUAGAAAAUGGCAAUUGGUGAAUUUUGAAUACAAAAAGAAAGUCAAGUGUAAAAAUUCUUGAUCUGAUUCAAAUGCCAUAGUUGGUGUAACACAGUAAUUAUUGUCAGUGGUACCACAGUGGAAUGAAACAUUGACAUGCUGAAGAUUAAUGUGAUUAUUUUCAGUUGUAGUAUGAUAGCUCCUAGUGUUUUGUUACAAAUGAUGCAGCAACUGUAGUCUUUAUGUGCAAUAUAUUGUCAAGUGUAAUAGCACCAGAAACAAUUGUUGCAAAUGAUACAAUUCUAUUCUAGUUAUAUAUCACCUAUUACACAUAUAUCGUAUGAGCCAAGAGCUGUUCCAUCUGUCACCUAACACAUACAUUUUCACUUUCAACAACUCUUGUAAUGUCAGUAAACAUUGAGUUUCUAGUUAAUCCUUGUCAUCAUCAUUUCAGUUAUUUGUUAAGUAUUAAUAGUAAUCCUUAUAAUAUUGCCAUUUGAGUGAUUGAUUACUGCAUGUAAAUAUAUGUUAAUGUGCUUUUUUUUUAAGUAGUAAUUUUGAAUGCCAUGUGAACUUGUCUUGGAAAUGUUUAAUUAGACUAAAAGUCUUGCACUGAAGCUAUGCUUCUGCAUUUUUAUUGGUUGCUGUAGUUGAACAUUGUACCACUUGUGACUUCCCGAGUUAAAAUAAAUUCACUUAUAAAUGUUUA